Molecule: messenger RNA, 1650 nt
Organism: Linum tenue
Lineage: Eukaryota; Viridiplantae; Streptophyta; Magnoliopsida; Malpighiales; Linaceae
Source: the annotation of a GenBank genome assembly
CCUAAAUUCCGCUCGAUCCUUUUUUCCUCCCACCGCUAAACCAUCUCCUAGAAGGAUUCGUUCUCCCUCCUUCCACCAGACCCUCUAAAUCUAAUCUAUAUAUAACUCCAUUUCUUCACCUCUCAUAAUUUCCUUGUACCCCAAUCACCCAACCCUAACUGCCCUUUUCCCUCUCUCUCUCUUCUUCCUCUCUCGCUCGCCGCCUCCUCCUCCUGCACCGCUUGCCCGGUCGCCCUUCCCUCCUCUCGAUCGGAUUCCGAUCUCUGGCGGCUUUUCUCGUUUCCGAUUUAGGGAUAAACUGCUGGGCACCUGAGUUCGUUUCUUUUUUUUUUUCCUCCUUCCUCCCCGGUGUUGCGCAUCUCGGUCCACAACGACGACGCCAAGAUCUCAUCGUCGGUCAUUGUGAAUGGUGGAAAUCUUAGGAUUAGGUAAUUACAUGCUCUCCCUUUGCCAAUCAAGGGCGGGCGUCGUAUCUGCUGCCUCUGCUUUCGCUUUCGGCUCCUGCAAGGAAGGCUGGUACUUCCGCUGCCAAGGCGUCGACCCCUGAGAUUCCCCUCCUGCUCCGCCCCGUUCGCCUCACUCCGGCGAAUUGUAUUGUAUUCAUAUUUUCCUUGAUUUGAAUUUGAGAGGGGAGAACAAGAAGGAAGGAAGAAGAAAAACGCACACAAAAAAAAUUCUUUUUGUUAGGUUUUCAAAAAAUAUUUCCUGGUUUCGAUUUCGGAUUCUGAUUGUUCGAGAGAGAAGAGAAGAGAAAAGAAAAAGGAAGAUUGGAAGGAUGUUGCUUCACAAGACGAAGAAGAAUCAGGGCGGUGCCUCCUCGAAAGGCAACCGGCUGCUGAUCAGCGUGUCUGUUCUCGGCAGUGCCGGGCCAAUUCGGUUCGUUGUGGGCGAGAAGGAGCUCGUGGCUGCGGUAAUCGAUACCGCGUUGAAGUCUUAUGCUAGGGAGGGUCGGCUUCCGGUGCUCGGCUCCCAUCUCAAUGAUUUCUUUCUCUACUGCCCCAGCGCUGGCUCUGGAGCCCUGAGUCCAUGGGAGACAAUCGGGUCUAUCGGUUGCAGAAACUUCAUGCUGUGCAAGAAGACAGCAGGGAUGAAGAUCGAUGACGAAGGUGGAAGGUCACCUACAACUGCAGCUGUCGCGCAGAAGAGGAGCGGGAUCUGGAAGACAUGGAUCAAUAAGUCUUUCAAUCUCAAGGUUUACUCUCACUGAGCUUCCCAAAUCGUCGAGUUAUACUCUACACACUUUGUACCCUUUGUAUGUUUUGGAAUCCCAAUUGCAUAAACGCCAGAUUGAUGAUUAUUGGCCAUACUUGUUUUCCUCCAUUUGAGCUUUUGUUUGGUUUGGGGCUUACUCUGAUAAAACCAGAGCAGAAAGACUACUCCCAUGGAAUAAAGUUCUUCAAUGAAACGAACAGUAAUUUUUUUUCUGAGCUACUUACUAUAUUCGCUUGGUCUGAAAGAGUCUUAAAUCCGUAUUAAUUCUUCUUGCCAGUGGUUUGAUAUAAUAAUAUUGCACCGUGUUGAUGUGAAUCAUCCGCCGGCCUGUCAACCAUUUAGUAUUGUGCUGUUCGAGCAGAGAUUUUAUUUGACUAGAAUACAAUAGCUACGUUCUAGAAUACAGCUGCAGACAUAAGUUUGAUGUGGACUAGUUUG